Molecule: messenger RNA, 813 nt
Organism: Anisakis simplex (herring worm)
Lineage: Eukaryota; Metazoa; Nematoda; Chromadorea; Rhabditida; Anisakidae
Source: the annotation of a GenBank genome assembly
AUGUCACAACGUUCAAUUCGUUCAAGCACUCGCUCAAGAGGUCGUGCUGAAAGUCGAGCUGAAGAUGGGUCAGCGCCACGCAGUGGAGAUAUGUUCACGCCGGCAGACGCUGAUGAUGGAGAUGCAGUGAGCGGACGAGAUCAACCGAAUGAGGAGUUUGAUGAAUUGGCUGAAUUGUUUGGCGAUGAAGACCAGGUGCAGGAAGAUGAGGAAGAAGGCGAAAAUUUGUUUGGUGAUAAUAUGGAGAGGGAUUAUCGUCCUCAACCCGAGUUGGACGUGUAUUCGGAAUCCGGUCUCGACGAUGCUUCUGAACUCACCGAGUUGUCAUUGUCGGCACGUCGAGCGGCCGAACGUGAGAUGGACCAACGCGACAAUUUGAUGGAUGAAGAUGCACUUUUCUAUGAACAGGACGAUGAAGCUGCGGGUCGUCGACGAAGACGUCCACGCCGAGGUCGUGCCGGUGAGGAAGAACCGACACUUGAAGGUUUAGAGGAGGAAGAGGAAAUUCCAGUUGACAUUCUCGAGAACAUGCGUGGAAGAACCAUCCGAGAGCAUGUUUCUGAGGAGGCAGUCGGUAAAGAAAUCGAAAGACGCUUCAAAAGUUUCCUCCGUGCCUAUAAAGAUCCAGCAAGCAGAAAAGUGAAAUACAUCGAAGCGAUCAAGCAAAUGGUCGCGGAUAAUCGUGAAUCUUUGGAAGUCGACUAUGAUGAUUUGGCGCAUGAAACUGGCGAACAAAACAUUUGUUACUUCUUGCCAGAAGCACCGAAUGAGGUUUGUAUUCUGGUGAUAUUAGUGAAAAUUCAAAUGGCCUAA